Molecule: messenger RNA, 651 nt
Organism: Diaporthe citri
Lineage: Eukaryota; Fungi; Ascomycota; Sordariomycetes; Diaporthales; Diaporthaceae
Exons: 3
Coding region: 1-651 (216 amino acids)
Molecular function (GO): phosphatidylglycerophosphatase activity
Source: RefSeq, a predicted model, not a curated record
AUGGGCGUGAACCUCAACCUCUCAGCCUCCUUGAACAUGUUCAAGCUCCUGUCAAACCCGUCUUUGUGUCUGCCUCAUGCUGCUAUAUCGACCUUCAGGGACCUGCCAAUCCCUCUGGACUCAGCCUUCAAGCGCAAGGGUGUCGAGGUUGAUAUCAAGGCAGUUGUGCUUGACAAGGACGACUGCUUUGCAGUUCCAGAGACAAAUGAGGUCCACAAGCCAUACCAGGAACGGUUCGAGGCGCUGAAGACUGCAUAUCCAGGGCGACGCAUCCUGAUAGUCUCCAACACAGCUGGUGCCCUCAGCUAUGAUCCCAAGGCCCAGCUGGCAUCAGAGCUCGAGAAGGCCACAGGAGUGAGGGUGCUUUCCCACCAGAGCAAGAAACCUGGCUGUGGUUCCGAGAUUAUGGAGUAUUUUCGCAGUCAUCCUGAGACUGGUGUCUCCAGCCCCAGCCAAGUCGCCAUUGUGGGUGACAGACUCUUCACCGACAUGAUGCUUGCCAACAGCAUGGGAAGCUACGGUCUCUGGAUCAAGGACGGCGUUGUUCCCCUUCAACAGAAAAGCAUCUUUUCGAGGACGGAGCAGAAGCUUGGUCCGUACCUGCUCGCUCGGGGUUACCAGCCUCAAGACCCUGGCAGUCCAUUCGAGUAG